GCAUUUUUUUCUCUUCCCGGAGGUGGGUUUUUCAGUUCUUUUAGAGAAGUCAACACAAAUGGAUAUGUCUGAUUCUGAUGCCCACAAUCUUAAUGUUGUCAACCCCACAAAUUUUCAAGGAGGUGCAAUUAUGGGGAACAGAAAGUUCGGACAGGAGAUUAGGCAAACAAGGAGAGCUUUGAGUGUGAUUAAUCAGAAUUUGUUGGGAACACAAGCAUACCCUUGUGUAACUAACAAGAGAGGCUUGUCAGAAAAGCAUGAGAUUUUUGAGAAAACUAAGCCUAAUCCAAUGCAACGGCCGAUUACCAGGAAGUAUGCUGCACAGAUGUCUAGCAGUCAACAACAUUGCCAGGAGGAGAAUAAGAAGCUGAAAUCAACAGUCCCAGACACAAACGAGUUUGGAGAUUUUAUUUUCAUAGAUGUGGAGGAUAACAAAGCAAAUCUAGAUCACCCGGUACCUAUGUUUUUAGAAGAUUCAGAAACAAGCCUACAUAGGACAGAUGAGAUGGAGGAGGUGGAAAUGGAGGAUAUAAUUGAAGAGCCGAUUAUCGAUAUUGAUGCCUCUGAUGCAAAAAAUCCACUAGCAGUUACUGACUAUGUUGAAGAUUUAUAUGCCUUCUACAAAAAAAUGGAGAGUUCUAGCUGUGUUUCCCCAAAUUACAUGGUGCAACAAACUGACAUUAAUGAGAAGAUGAGAGCUAUACUUAUAGACUGGCUUAUUGAGGUGCACGACAAAUUCGACCUCAUGAGUGAGACAUUGUUUCUUACUGUUAAUAUCAUAGACAGAUUUUUGUCCCAGCAAACAGUAGUGAGAAAGAAGCUUCAGUUGGUUGGUCUGGUUGCUAUGCUAUUGGCAUGCAAAUACGAGGAGGUUUCUGUUCCUAUUGUAGGAGAUUUGAUCCUUAUAGCCGACAAAGCUUAUACUAGGAAAGAACUUCUAGAAAUGGAGAGAUUGAUGCUUAACACAUUGCAGUUUAACAUGUCGUUUCCAACCCCAUAUGUUUUCAUGAGGAGAUUCCUCAAGGCUGCUCAAUCCAACAAGAAGGUUGAGCUUCUAUCCUUCUUCUUGAUUGAACUAGCCCUUGUGGAGUAUGAGAUGCUCAAGUUCUCUCCAUCAUUACUAGCAGCUGCUGCUAUCUAUACUGCUCAAUGUACUCUUUAUGGAUUUAAGGAAUGGAGCAAGACAUGUGAAUGGCACAGCAAUUACUCAGAAGAUCAGUUAUUGGAAUGCUCAAGAAUGAUGGUUACUUUCCAUCAAAAGGCGGCUACUGGAAAACUAACUGGGGUACAUAGGAAGUACAGCACAUUUAAGUUCGAGUACACCACUAAAUGUGAACCAGCAAAUUUUCUGUUAGAUACCAAAAUAUAAUAGGGGAAUGUACAGCCAACUGACUGACUUCACCUGAUUUAGUGAAGAAGAAGAGGAGGAAGCAUCACAACAAUUACUUGUGAUUAGGAGGGUGAUUAGUUUGUGUUGUUGUUGUUAACAUGAGCCCAUCACAACUUACCUCCAUUCUUCGCAGUAUAUUUUUUUUGUAUUCCCCUUGAUACAAUAAUUUUACAAUAAAUAUGGCAUUCUUCA
Messenger RNA from Rubroshorea leprosula, 1582 nucleotides. Lineage: Eukaryota; Viridiplantae; Streptophyta; Magnoliopsida; Malvales; Dipterocarpaceae. The record is from the annotation of a GenBank genome assembly.